GACUUCCACAAAUCGUUGACCUCUACAGUUAUGGUUGUUGGCCGUCAAACUCAGACUCCCCUGCCUCUGCCUUCCCAGUGCUGGGAUUAAAGGCAUGCACCACCACCGCCUACAAAACAAAAAAAAAGAAAAGAAAGAGUAAACAGGGACUAGGAGCCUGGUCCUCAGGGCGACAGGGAAACGCAUGUCUACACCUACAGGGAGAGACCUGGAGGUCCAGCUUCCAGGGUCAGGUACUCUGAGUCCAGAUCUCUAUUCUUGGGCUUUGUCACCCUGCCGGAGUCCAAGCAAGACUUCAUCUCCUGCCUCGGCUCCCCUUCCACUUUUUUUUUUUUUUUUUUUUUUUUUUUUGAGACAGAGUCUCUAUAGGUAGCCCUGACUAGACUAGAACUAACUAUGUAGACCAAGUUGGGCACCAGUCCCCCGAAAUCACAGUUGGCCCGCCACUGCCUCCUGGGCUCUGCCUACUUCUCCAACUCUCCAAACACCGCCCCAUCUCUCCAAACGGAUGGGGCAAUUCAGACGGCCCCCACCCUGACCCCACCCCUUCACGCCCCCCUCCCAGACGCUUCCAUUUCCAGGCCCUGACCUAAGACCACACCCCACCUGUGUUCCCCGCCCAACUAAACCUUACCUCUCCGUCCCAACACCUGUCAGAAUUCCCUUUCUGGUCCUUUCACCUUGGGGAACCCCACCUAUCAUAGUCCAUAGGACUCAGACCCUGCUGUUGGGAUGUCCCUAAGCCCGGUUCUCUUAAGCCCCUCCCUUCAACAACCUUCUUGGCUCCGCCUUAGCCACGCUUUUCAUCAAACAGACCACGCCCCUUAAAUUUUGCAUGUCCGACCCCGUCCCUCAUCUCCCGGUUCACUGAGGGGCUAGGCUCCGCCCCUCUGCGGCAGGUAGAGCUCCAGACUCAAGGUCUCUCCCAGCGGGGCCUCCCCCAGGCCCAACCCUCUUCCCCAGCACUCCCGGGGGAGGUGCCCAAGGCCGACGUGCAGUAAAAAACACUUUCUCCCAAGUUUUUGCGCAUUUUCCACGUCCUAUCUGAUACCUGCACUCACCACCCCAGGACUCCGGAAGGCCUACUGCUGCCUCUCUUUCUCCAUCCCAGGCCUGCGCCAUGGGCCGCUCGUACGGAGGCCGGGUACUGGCCGCGAUGACCCUUCUGGGCAUCCCGGCCGCGGUGCUGGUCGCGCUGGCUGCGCAGCUGCUGUUCCAGCUCCAGGCAGGGCGCGCGGAGCUGCGGGGCAUACGCACCGACGGGCUGCACCCGGAGCUGGACCCCGAUGCCGGGCUACCCGAAGCUGCGGCUGGGGCAUUGCUGCCGCUGGCGACGGCGCUGGCCGCGUUGGCACAGGUCCUCGGGCUUGGCUGCUUGCUGCUCGCCGCGCUCUGCGGUCACCUGGGCGCGGAGUUGGCACGCGGGCCGGGGCCGGGCAGGUCGGACUGGUUUCUGUAUGACUGCCGCCUCCUCAGGCACUCAGCGCUUGGCCUGUUCUGCUGUGGGGUCUCCGUCUAUUUAGCAGCGCUGGCCAUUUAUGCCCUGCUGCUGUUCGAGAUCGAGGCGGGCGCAGCAGCUGCAUCCAUCCUGGGCUCUGGCGCCCUCAUCCUGGUGGCGAUAAUGACCCACACCCUGUUCCGGGCUGUUCAGGCCACUCGUCGGGGUCUCCGGGAGCUGCCCCCACCAUCCUCUGAAGAUGAGCCAGCCCGGUCUUCCGAAGACUCCAAAGCUGGUUGUAGAGCUCAGCCCCAGCAGGGUACCCAUUGCCAGAUCUUUUAUAACCCCUCCCAAGAGCUUGGGGACCCCCCUGGGUCCAUGGCCACUUGUAUCACAUCUGCAGUCUUGGAGAGAGCCAGUGAGAGCAGUCUGCUUGCCUCUCACCUGCCCCAGACAUUGCGUAGCAUGGGCCCCUGGGACGGGGUCACUUAUGAGAUGCAUGGCAUGCUGGGCCACAGGCCACCGGACAUGGGAAAGGAUGCCACGCUGGUAUGAGCUGGGAACCAGGGGCGAGACAACAGACAAGACGACACAGAGAUAGGUCCAACUCAGCUACUGCAGACAUGGGCCUUCCUCUUCAUUUAUGGAAUCCUUGGUUUAUGUCAAAGUUACCCAAUGACACAAAACAGCUGCCAGUGCUCCGUGCUAAAGAGAUAAGCAAAGGCCAGGCAUGGGAGGUUUCCUAGAGGCAUUUAAGACCUUGCAACAUUGUGCCUGCAUCUCAUUUGGCAGACACUGUCAAAUAACUAAACCUUAGUGUGGGGGGGGGGGGAGGCUAAGGAAUGGAACCCACGGGGUCUUUUAUAGGUGUGGGGGAAGGGGGUCGGCUUGUGUUCUGAUGCUCAAUGGUUCUCUAUCCGUUCUACAGAUGAGGAAACGGAGACCCCAGUAGGGGCUGUGACUCACCAAGGGUCCCAUUUCUGAGCAUCAGAGCCUGGACAUGCACCCAGGUCUUGUGACCCCACUCUCAUGAUCCUGGAAGAAGGCUCAAGUCUUAGACUUCAAUUCUCUGGUGUUCUCUGGGAAAAUGCGGACAUUUGAACCUUAAAUGUAGAACUCAGAGCAGCCUAAGGCCAGGGGCAUUCAGGGAUGGCUGGGGUUUAGCUGUGAGUCCAAGACUGAAUGUGUCUCCUUGCUAUAUCUCUGUUUCCUUAUCUGCAAAAUGCAGACAGGGGAAGAGACACAGGAAGAUACACACAGUAAGCCCUCACUUCAUAUUAGCCAUGUAUCCUAGUUGUAUUGUUGCUGUGACUAUAUGUUUGACAAGACACUUAAGGAAGCAAAGGGCUAGCUCUGGCUCAUAGCUCCAGGCUGAACCCCACUCCUGGAAUCAUUUGUCUUUGUCAAUUAUUUCUGUUGCAGAGAUAAAACACCCUGACCACAGUCACUUAAGGGAGCAAGGACUUAUUCUGUCUUGCACUUCAAGGGUGUGGUUCAUCAUGGCAGGGAGGGAGCAGUAGACAUUGGGCCAUGUGACCCCCCCAGUCAAGAAUCGGGGAGAGAGAGAGAUGAAACCCACCUCAGGUCCCCGUAGUCCAUGGGCUGGUGCUGCCCAUAUUUAAGAUAGGCCAUCCCAUCUCACUGAAGUCAGUCUGGAAACUGCACCGGACAUGCCCAGAGAUGGUCUCCAAGGUGACUCUAGAUCUGUUUGGGUUGAUAAUCAGUAUUAACUUGCUGUUGUUGGCACAUGUGUGGAAUCAGGAGACUGUCUCCUUUGGGAAUGGAAGGGGCACACUGACCACAGAGAUCUCCACCCCUCUCCCAACUUGCACAACUGCAGGAAUAAACUCAGAUAGUGGCUUCA
Messenger RNA from Rattus norvegicus (Norway rat), 3302 nucleotides. NCBI's taxonomy places the organism in Eukaryota, Metazoa, Chordata, Mammalia, Rodentia, Muridae. The record is from RefSeq and is a predicted model, not a curated record.